AUGAAGUUUUCUCUGGUACUCAGAAGUUCAGCCAUUGCUUUACAGCUGAUAGUUUCAGUAUCAGCUGUAGUGGUAAACCCGUUGCCUGCUCCACGAAACAUUACCUGGGGUAAUUCGGGAUCAAUCGAGAUCUCUCCGAGUUUAAGCCUAAACUUAGGAAAUGCCAGCGAGAUUGUAUCCCAGGCAUUUGAAAGGACUUGGGAAAGAGUGGUUGACUUAAAGUGGUACCCUGCGGCAAUAGAACAGCCACUAGCUAGCUAUGUCACCACCCCGUAUAGGAAAAGAGAUGUGUCAGGUGUUGUGGUAAGCAGAAUAAAUAUUGAUAUAGAGGAUGUAGAUAUACCUUUGCAAUUAGGUGUUGAUGAAUCUUACAAGCUAGAUGUUGAAUCUGGUUCAGGCGAGAUAUCCAUUGCAUCCGCUACUACUUGGGGUGCAUUACAUGCGUUGACUACGUUCCAACAGCUAAUUAUCUAUCAGAAUGGAUCAUUUAUUCUCGAAGAGCCGGUUUCUAUAUGGGAUGCCCCAUUAUACCCACAUAGAGGUAUAAUGAUUGAUAGUGGCAGAAAUUUUUUGCAGAAGAAGAAAAUUUUAGAGCAAAUUGAAGCAAUGAGUCUUUGUAAAUUAAAUUCGUUGCACUGGCACAUUGAUGACUCUCAAUCUUGGCCAAUUGAAAUUAUAAAAUAUCCCGAAAUGACCGAAGAUGCUUACUCUGCAAGGGAAGUGUAUACUCAGCAGGAUAUAAAGGAUGUUGUAGCUUAUGGGAAAGUUAGAGGAGUUAGAAUUAUUCCUGAAAUUGAUAUGCCAGGCCAUUCAAGGGCUGGUUGGCAGAAGGUCAACCCUGAAAUUGUGUCAUGUGCAGAUAUAUUUUGGACUGAGAGUGCUGUAGAACCAGCACCAGGCCAAUUAAAUCCCGUAAACAACGACACCUAUAAGAUAGUUCAAGAUGUUUACGACGAAUUAAGUGCCCUUUUCGAUGAUAAUAUUUUCCAUGUUGGAGCUGAUGAAUUACAAGAAACAUGCUACAAUUUCUCAACGCUGGUCAGGGAAUGGUAUGCUGAAGAUGAAAGUAGAACGAUCAGUGAUUUACUUCAACUUUGGGUAGACAAAACUGAACCAAUAUUCAUGAAUACCCCAGAUAGAAGAUUAACAAUGUGGGAAGAUGUAGUGAUGACUACCCAUGCUCGUAAUGUUUCCAAGAAUGUGAUUUUGCAAUCUUGGGAUGUUGCUUCCAAUGUUAAGAACUUAACAUCACAAGGGUAUGAUGUCAUUGUAUCUUCGUAUCUACAUUUUUACCUAGACUGUGGAUUCAGCGGAUUUGUGACUAAUGAUCCUAGGUAUAUUGAUGUUCCUGCCAAUGAUGAUUUCAAUGAAAACAAUGCUGGUAGCUGGUGUGGCCCAUACAAGUCUUGGCAACGUAUAUAUGAUUACGACUUCACUCAAAACCUCACCGAAACGGAAAAGUCUCAUGUUCUUGGGGCUGAAGUUUGCUUGUGGUCAGAACAAGUAGAUAGUGCAGUGAUUACUCAAAAAAUUUGGCCAAGGACUGCAGCACUCGCUGAAUCCACCUGGAGUGGUAACAAGAAUGCUGAAGGUUACUUCAGGACAAACUUUGUAUCACAACGUAUUUUCAAUUUUAGAGAGUACCUUGUUGCAAUUGGCAUUGAUGCAAGUCCAUUAGUUCCAAAGUUUUGUUUGCAAAAUCCACAUGCUUGUGACUUGUAUCAAAACCAAACCAUUCUAUUUGAAUACGAUGCUUAG
Messenger RNA from Dujonia railenensis, 1758 nucleotides. The record is from the annotation of a GenBank genome assembly. Lineage: Eukaryota; Fungi; Ascomycota; Pichiomycetes; Serinales; Debaryomycetaceae.